Messenger RNA from Hymenoscyphus albidus, 762 nucleotides. The record is from the annotation of a GenBank genome assembly. NCBI's taxonomy places the organism in Eukaryota, Fungi, Ascomycota, Leotiomycetes, Helotiales, Helotiaceae.
AUGAGCCUGCCAAAGCGAAAAGCACUCAGCACAAAGAGCAUGAUUACAAGGCACCACAGCAACCUUCUUCGCAAAUCCUUCAAGGCAAACCGGACAGCGAGACCUACAGCCCUCGUCACUUUUAUGCGAAGUCGUCUUCCUCAAGGCACGAGGCUGGAACUCUGGUGGCGAGGAACUGAGGGGACCAAAUUUGUGGGUAAACUCAUGUUUGUGAGUAUUCUCCUGCUGUACACUUUUCGAAGACGCAGAGUCAAAGGAACGUUGAGAGGUAAAUGUUGGCCGUGGAGUUACAAGUUGAGUAGGCGUGAAAAGAGGAGCCCGUUGAAGGAAAGGAGGACUUUGUAAUUGCGGACUAUGUUUGACCGUUCCACUACUCGAGGAGCUAACUUGACGAUCCUGAAGAUGCGGAUACGUAUACAACGGAUCCGCAAGGUUGAGUCUGCGCUGCAACCGCGCUUGCAAAGUAGAAAACGAAGGCUUCUCAUUUGUUGUGGUGCAACUUCCCGAACUGGUGUUACUCGAUCGCAUAGUGCCGAACUUGAAGAUGGGACGGGGACGAGAUGGGGAUUGCUCAACUUCGACUUCGGUGAAGGACUUGCCGAAACUGCAUCGUCGACGACGGGAAGCGAAGGUGUGUCGUUGGUGGUUGAGAAGCUUGGUUGGCACUGUGGCUGCUCCGAAGCUGGGGAACUGUUGCAAUCGAGAGCGAAGGCCGUGGAAUUUGGAGACUUCCUGAUCUCGUGCCAUUCCAAAGGAUUGUAG